CUACACUUCAACGAACUUCCGUUUCGACAUUUGUUUGGGGUUUUGGAUAAAUCAUCCACCACUGGACCAACAUCAACAACCGGGAAACUAAGCAAGCAAAUUGAAAAUUCUGAAGCUCUUCCGGUGGUGAGCGACUUUCAGAGAAUUGCGUUGGAAAAUAUGCCUCCUGUUGCAGAACAGCACGAAUAUUCCACCGAUUCGCAGUACUUAUACGACAUGGCACAUGCAAUUUCUAAUGGCGUGGUUUCUGUGGAUCUGGCUAACAUAAAACCAGGGAAAAUUGUACAUUCUCGCUGGCUCACCAAGGCCGCUAGAUUAUUACGAUUAUAUGUGACAAUGAAAAAACCACCUAAAAAUUUAAGAAUUCUGGUUGAAUUUAUAAUUAAGGUUUAUGUGCCAAUGUAUUUUAAUAUCAAGUAUUACAGCUCUGUCGUGUACGGUAGUGUAUUAUUUUUCAAGUACAUUACUUGGGCACAAUUUCUGGAGCCAAAUUUACGCACUGUUGUCAAUCAUGUAAUUAAAUAUAAUCCAUAUUUUGCACAUUCGGAAAAUAUAUUGCUAUCAAUGUUGUUUGAUGAUAGGAAAGAGGUGCGCGACUCUGCUAUCAAGAAAAUUUUACGAUAUCGAGACAACGUUGAAGACCCAUCGGAACUUAGAGAAUAUAAAAAACCAGAUAUAAACUUCCAUUGCUUCGAUUACACGAAAAUGAUCGAUUUGACUGAUAAAAAUAACGUAUUUGAACCACCAUUCACGCGAAUCAUUCCGUAUGAAACAUUGAUAGCAUAUUUAAAUGAAGAUGAUUCACCAUUAACUGAUCCGCAUAUUCCAUUACAUAUACAAGGAACGGAACAACACGUUCAACUGCUAGCUAGCGUUUCCAAACGAGUAAUAUCGGAAAAUGUAGAGGCUGUUAUGGAGGCGACAUUAGAGAGCCGUGCGAAAUUGCCCAGUGUUGAAACCAAAAAAGACUUCAAACAAUAUUUUUUUAGUUUCUUUCCUAUGUUCUGAUCGAAUAAAUUUUUAAAGAGAAAACAAAAAUCCAAAAAC
Molecule: messenger RNA, 1047 nt
Organism: Wyeomyia smithii (pitcher-plant mosquito)
Lineage: Eukaryota; Metazoa; Arthropoda; Insecta; Diptera; Culicidae
Exons: 2
Coding region: 160-1008 (282 amino acids)
Source: RefSeq, a predicted model, not a curated record